Messenger RNA from Arabis nemorensis, 1011 nucleotides. The record is from the annotation of a GenBank genome assembly. Lineage: Eukaryota; Viridiplantae; Streptophyta; Magnoliopsida; Brassicales; Brassicaceae.
AUGCAUUGUCUUUUGUCAAAUCAAAGAAUUGUUUUUCUUUUCUCUACAGCUCUAAGGGACCUUCCAAGCGAAGUCGCUCUCCUCAAUCUAAACGAGCCUCUUCACCUCCAAAGUCUGAGAGUUCUAGAAUCUCUUGUUCUUCAUAUAGAUACACUGAGCAGGAAUGUGAACGAAGGCCAUCUGAAAGAAAUAUUCGGCAAUUUUGGUGAAAUUAUUCAUGUUGAACUUGCGAUAGAUCGAGCAGUUAAUCUUCCAAGAGGGUAUGCAUAUGUUGAAUUCAAGGCAAGAGCUGAUGCGGAGAAAGCACAGCUGUAUAUGGAUGGUGCCCAAAUUGAUGGAAAGGUUGUCAAAGCAAAGUUUACGCUACCACCACGCCAGAAAGUAUCUCCACCUAUCAAACCUGUUUCAAGUGCGGCGAAGGGAGAUGCUAAAAAAUCUGAUAAUGUUGUUGCUGACAUUGAGAAAGAUGGCCCUGGGUGCCUGAAAGAAACUUCUCCACAACCGAAAUCGUUAUUAUCUCCAAGAAGACGAUCACCUCUGCAUAAGAGGGGUGGAUCACCAAGGGGAUUACGUGAUUCUCCUCCACCAAGAAGGCUAGAGUCUCCUAUCCGCUGUAGAGCUGAACCUCCAUCUAGAGGCCGUUCUCCAUCUUCUCCAAGGUUAAGGUCUCCUCCAAGGGGUGAUUCCCCUCAAAGGAUCCGUGGGAGUUCUGCUCGAAGUCGUUCUCCUCUUCCUUUUAGGCGGCGGUCACCUCCAAGGCGGCAACGCAGUCCUCCGAGAAGAUCUCCAAUCCGCAGACGUAGCCGGUCACCAGUUCGUAGGCCUGCUCGUUCUCGUUCAAGGUCAAUAUCACCCCGCAGGGGAAAAGGUCCAGCUGGAAGACGGAGAAGGUCAUCUUCCUACUCUAGUUCCCCAAGCCCCCGUAAGGCUUCUAGGAGGAUAUCAAGGAGCCGCAGUCGUAAGAGAUAUCUUUAUGCAAUUGGUGUCAUGAGGUGUUUGCCUGGUCCUUAG